Trematosphaeria pertusa is the source of this 1452-nucleotide messenger RNA. RefSeq lists its product as uncharacterized. Lineage: Eukaryota; Fungi; Ascomycota; Dothideomycetes; Pleosporales; Trematosphaeriaceae. Bases 292 to 1350 code for a protein of 352 amino acids. The record is from RefSeq and is a predicted model, not a curated record. The transcript has 2 exons.
GGAGAUCGUGGGAGAGCGUCGUCUGAGUCGUAGUUGAGGGACAUCCUUGAAAGGGAGGAAGAUGGCUCAGAGAAAUCGAUGGCAGUGGAUGCGCGGGCGCUGAAGCUGCGGUCGCCAAGGCCAGGCUGCGGAAAUAUAUUCAGCCGAGAUCCGCGCCUCGUAUUUCCGCGCCGCUUGGAGGCGCGAACAAAUUCGCCCAAGACGUUGCGAGCGGGGUCUUGCCGAUAAAGAACUAAGCUGGUUGUUGUCAUUGCGCUUCAUCUUGACAUCCGGCCGAUCACGCAGCCAAUCAUGGAUAUUAACCUGCUCAUACAUGGCUCAGAAGUCCAGUCUCCGAAUUCAGGCCCCGUCCCUCAGUUGACAACCCCGACUACCCGUGACCCUAAACGGCUAGUGGGUAUCAACUCUCAAGCACCACUUCCGGAGGAGCCACCAGCCAAGAAGCAGUUCAACUCCUCGGCAAGCAGGAAGAGCUCCGCCUCGGUAGCUUCUGUAUCCACGGGGGCCACGGCAACCUACACAACAGCAGCUUCAACUUACACACCCUCUCCAGCGUAUGAUACCAUUUCCCCCGCCAAUAUAGCAGCAACGCCAGCCUAUGGAACUUCUUCACCCAACCAUGCCUGUUCGGCGUACCAAUCGGCUUCCGCUGCGUCCAUGCAGGGCGGGCCAGUUCUUCCAGCCAUUGCAGAGCCUCAUCGGCACCUACGGUUUCGGCCUCUCUCUGGAACUCCAGUGAGCGCUACAAUUCAGCCAGGCCCGCCGGGCACGAACGGAUCGCCGCCGUCCCGAAUGCUCAAACGCGCCGCAUCUCAAAUACCACUACCGGAGGAGUCGCCAGCCAAAAAGCAGUCUAAGUGGGGACCAGAGGAGGACAAUCUAACUAUCGAAUUACGUGGCCAGGGCAUGAAAUGGGAUGACAUCGCCAAAUGCCUGCCAGGCAGAAGCUCUGUUUCGUGCCGUCUACGCUACCAAAACUACCUGGAGAAGCGCGCCGUCUGGGAUGAAGAAAAAAAGGACAAGCUCGCGAGACUUUACGCUCGUUUCAAGGACCAGAUGUGGCAGAAAGUGGCGACCGAAAUGGGAAUUCCAUGGCGUUCAGCCGAGUCCAUGCAUUGGCAGCUUGGAGAACGGGAGAUGAGCGCGCGCGCGAAUGCUCUAGUUUUUCAAUUACACCCGUCGGCUACUUCUGGGAGCACACAUGCAGGCGACACUAUCAAACUAGAGGAUAUGCCUUUACAGAAGCUUGAAUCACCACCGCGUCAGAUUUCAGCCAAGGUCCACCCCAGCGGCGUUCCAACGGUACCCGUACCCGACAAUUGGCUGUCCAUAAAGAAAGAAGAGGAGUAACAGCCGUCGAACGAAUCGGUGGGCAGGAGAAGCGAGGAAUACUAGCAGGCUCUUCUGCAGUUAUUGGUGGCAUUACUGCGAAUCGUUUCGGACUCUUAUGGG